AUGGAGGGUUUUUCGUAUUCUCUUGCAUUUCCUCCCGAGAGAAAGGAUUCUAGCAUUAAUUCUAGCACGCCUCUGUUAUCGCCUAACUCUUCAAGCAUUAAAAGUGACCAUGCAGCUUCCUCGCUCCGUUGGAAAAUAUUAUUUGGCUUCUCACUUCUCUCGUUUUCGUCUGCCUGCCUAUGGAUCACAUUUGCUCCCUGCCUUUUUAUAUUCAUGUCACAUUACGGACACAUAACGCCCUCAUAUAUCAAUUCACUCUCGACCAUCUACAUGUUUAUAUACCCGUUUCUUUUGCUUCCUUCUAUAAAAAUUUUUGAUAUUUAUGGGUUACGAUACGGGGUACUCUUGGGAGCUUUCUUGAAUGCAUUCGGUGCAAUGCUACGGUUCCUUGGUGCAUUUGGACCCUCAGGAUUUUGGUGUCUGUUUAUGGGUCAGGCAUUCGCUGCUGCAGCAAACGUCUUUAUUAUUGGUGUUCCUCCGAAACUGGCCAAUCUCUGGUUUCAAAUUGGAGAACAGAACAUAGCAAUCUCAGUAGGUGUCGUGGCGAAUAAUGCGGGCAUCGCUGCUGGGUUCAUCUUAUCGCCUUAUAUGAUUAAAGAAGAGACUGCAAAAUCGGACAUACCCGAAUAUAUGUUAUUACAAUUCGGUGCGUGCGUUUUAAUCUACGCGUUUUUGGUAUUGACUUUUAAAUCUUUGCCAACUAACACAACUAAUAGUAGAGACGAUAUGCCUAGUAAGAACAGCAUUGUUAUAGAAGAAGAGAGACGUCCACAUCAGAUCAGGAUAACCUCAUCAUCUACCAUAAAAAUAUAUUUGACAAAUUUGCCAUUUCUUUUACUUUCGAUAUCGUUCGGAAUUAUAAUCGGUGCGCAAUACGCGGUCAGUACUUUACUUGCGCAGAUGGUUGUCCCGGUAUUUAGCACAUUUGAUGAAUCUCAAGUUGGUUUACUUGGUUUCUUAAUAGUGAUAGCCGGCAUAAUCGGAGCGUUACUAAUAGGAUUCUAUCUCGACUAUUCAUUCGCGUAUAGAAAUUCAUGUCGUUUUUUGUAUAUUAGUGCCACUAUUUCGUUGGCGUUAUUUAAUGUUGGACUGGGUUUUCAAUCUUUGAAAUUGGUAUUUCUGGGAAGCAUAUGCUUUGGAAUAUUUACUUUUGCAAUUACACCCGCAGUCUUUCAAUUCGUAACAACCAUUAAACUCUCCGAUAACCAGAUAAAAGACGAAAUCACCACCACCGGUAUUCUCAAUUCCGUGGUUCAAGUGUGGGGAAUCAUUUUGGUGGCAGUGAUGGAUGCAAUGGAGAACUAUAAUGAAAAGUUUACCAUGAGAAUAGCAAAUUGGGGUCUAUUUAUGGUAUUGAUUAUUGGGAUUUGGUUGUUAUGGUUAGUGGAAGGAGAGAAUGAAGAUCAUGACACUGGAACUGAUGAAGCGAAUCAUGCUUAA
Messenger RNA from Ambispora leptoticha, 1440 nucleotides. The record is from the annotation of a GenBank genome assembly. NCBI's taxonomy places the organism in Eukaryota, Fungi, Glomeromycota, Glomeromycetes, Archaeosporales, Ambisporaceae.